Messenger RNA from Suillus plorans, 2448 nucleotides. RefSeq lists its product as uncharacterized. Gene Ontology annotation, molecular function: ATP binding; protein kinase activity. NCBI's taxonomy places the organism in Eukaryota, Fungi, Basidiomycota, Agaricomycetes, Boletales, Suillaceae. The transcript is spliced from 6 exons. The coding region runs from base 1 to 2448 and encodes 815 amino acids. The record is from RefSeq and is a predicted model, not a curated record. Gene Ontology annotation, biological process: protein phosphorylation.
AUGUCAACAUCUUUCACCAACUAUCUUCUAGCCUCUGUUAGCACCGUCACUAUCCAUCCCGUUCGUCGCACGAAGGACGAAAUGGACAUGCUCAUGAAGAGUGAGUUGGGCAAGCAAGACGAAGACUCCCGCGUUCUGUGGGAGGAGGACCUCCAACCUGCGACCUCCAUCCUUCAGAUCCUCAUCCCGCCAUCCAGUCUUGGAGAAUCGGAAAUUCGAAAGAUCGCUUACAUCAAACAAGUACCGGGGGAGAAAACUCGAAUACAUGGGACUACCAUUUUCGAUAAACAAUGGAAGCUCAACUUGAAGAAUCCCUUUCCGAGGCAGAGGAAACGUAGUAUGCCAAUUCGGCGUGCUCCGUUGCAUGCUCGUACCAAGUCGCAGACAGAUACCGAGUCGCUGACAGAUACCGAGUCACAGACAGAUACCGACGUGGAAGGUGAUUCCAUGCUAGAGACGGAAGGCAGCUUGGGAGAGCAGGCUUUCGUCAAGGUUGGAAGGAAGAGAGCAAAGUCUGCAGAGGAGCCGGAAGAAAAGAAUUGGGAACGUCUUUUCCGGGCGAUAUACUAUUAUAUGCGCGAGAUGCUCAAGGAGCAAAUUCAAAAGCGCAAUAGUGGUCACUCGCGACCCUUUCGCCCUCUACCCUUCAAAGCACUAGCAGAUCUCCGGUACUGGUCCUCAGAGUUCGCUACCAGUCCUAUUCCGGACGCCACUGAUUCGCGGAAGCCUGACCUUGUCCUCCUGGACUACAGGCUCAGAAAGUUAGAUUCCUCCGAAAAGUCCUGGAAGGACGUCCUCACAGGAAUCGAGAUCACCCAAUCUGAUCUUUCCAGCGAUCGCAAAAUUCCUUUGUUCUUGGGCAUCGUCACCAAGGGUUAUCUGAUGAUGCGGGAGCAACCAUGGCGUCGUUUCAUCCUGCUUUUCAGUAUCUCCAAACUCAAACUUCGUGCCCAUUAUUUAGAUCGCUCUGGCAUGGUGGUAUCAGAACCACUCCAGAUUGAUAGAUUCCCCAUACGUUUUGUCGACGUCUUAAAUACUAUCACUUUGGCAAACCGCUCCUCCCUUGGCUUUGAUCCAACAAUUCACAUCUGCAACUCUUGUAACACCGUCCCAAGUCACACCAAUUUGCCGGACGGCUUCGAUACCAUGCUUCCCGGGGCGAUAGGCUGGGUUUACGAUAACGACCAGAAUGUGUAUUGGAUCAUGGAGAUUCUAUGGAAAAGCCGCGGAUUUUUCAAGCGCGGAACCGUCUGUUAUCGCGUUCGAGACAAGUUUGGUCGGGAGUACGCGCUGAAGGAUUGUUGGGUCAACGAGGACGUCAAGGAUGUCGAAAUAGACUUUCUGAAAGCGGUCGACGGCAUCCAAAAUGUGGUUCAACUCGUCAAAUAUUGGGAUGUACUUUAUGAUGGGCAGCCCGACUCCACAUCGCACAUUCGUAGUCAUUGCCCGACAUUCGUAUUUGAGAAAAAAAUUCAUCGCCGUAUUCUCUUGACACCCUGUGGGCUCCCACUGACGCAAUUCAACGACAUACCUGAGCUUAUCGGGGUUUUUCGUGACCUCGUGGUUGCCCACAAGGCCAUGGUUGGCCGACGUGUCCUUCAUGGAGACCUCAGCCCUAAUAAUAUUAUCAUUUACGAAGGAAAAGGUUACUUCAUAGACUUUGACCAUGCAAAGUUUCUCGACACUGGUGGACAAGCUAACAAGAGUCCACGUGGUACUGGAACCGUACCAUACAUAUCCUUCCGCGUUCUCCGCCUAAUGGGAGAUGGCGAUUCGUUCCGACACACGCCCUGCGACGAUCUCGAGUCGCUCUUCUAUAUCCUGCUCGAAUUCACUGUUAUGUAUUUAGGACCCAAGGGUGCACUGGCCCCCCAACCUGACGAAGAAAAUUUGAAACGGGACCCCGUUCGGAGGUGGGGGCUCGCCUAUGAGAGUUUGACACGUGAUGGUCUCGCGACCAGCAGCAUGUGGAAGCGGGAGUUCAUCCAUGGUCUCACUGAUUUUCCGCUAAUUACCUCGUACUUCACCCCCUGCCGCCCCCUCCUCGAUGAGUGGCGUCAGGCGAUUUCAUUCGCAAGUACUCAGUUGACGACCAUCUCUCACGAUAACAUUUGUGAUGUUCUAACACGGGAGUUAAGCUCGAUCAGUCAGCAACUUGCCCAAACACCUCCUGCACUUCCAUCCACGCUGGAGCCAACGAUAGCUCUGUCGUCUCCUGCUGCACCACUCACAUCACAGCUGGUUACAACCGUCGCCGCGUCGCUUACAGUGUCUCCAUCUGUGCCCAGUCUGUCCUCCGCAAAACGCACUCACUACAUCCGAUACCUCUGUAUGGGGCAGAACUGCCAGCUAAACUGGUUGAUUUCCGGGGCGGAAGAACUAGACUAUCAUGAUUACAAGUGUGCUGAAAUCGAGGUGCUGAAAGUUCCGAUUUUUACUCUGAAAUAA